Messenger RNA from Plasmodium malariae, 2313 nucleotides. Its product is annotated as conserved Plasmodium protein, unknown function. The coding region runs from base 1 to 2313 and encodes 770 amino acids. The transcript is spliced from 6 exons. The record is from RefSeq and is a predicted model, not a curated record. NCBI's taxonomy places the organism in Eukaryota, Apicomplexa, Aconoidasida, Haemosporida, Plasmodiidae.
AUGCAUAUAAUACAAGAAAAACUGUGUAAGAUAAAAAAAUUACUAGAAUUGCAGAGAUUUCAAAAAGAUGAAUCAAGAGAAAAUUUAAUUAAAUUGCUUAGGGAAUUAUAUUUAAUCUACAUGUUUUAUGAUACUGAAGAUACGAAUAGCGAAAAUCAUACGAACAAUGGAGAAAAAAUUUUAAUGAUAAAUUUAAUAAAAUUAAUUGAAAAGAAAACGGCUAAACUCUUUUCUUGCUAUCCAAACAUAUGGAAAGGACAUAACUCUUCUUUUUUUUUUUAUAUAUUAUCAACUCAAUAUGAGGAUAGAAAUUUAAAUACCAACUUUUUUGCAGUUUUAAAAUAUUCGGAAAAUGUGUAUACAAAUAUAUACAUAUCUUCAUUACUAUUUAGUUCUGACCAUUUUUUAAUCAAGAAAAAAACUUUAAAAUUUAUUUUUUACAAGUAUGUUUUAUAUAAUGGAAAUAAAAAUGUACCCACACAAAUUGAUAACAAUGAGAAAAAGGAAGAAAAAGAGGAUAUACUUAAUAAAAAAGCGAAUUUUGCUAACUUCUUAACGGGAGAAAAUGACUAUAUAAAUAUGUCAGAACAAAUGAGUUGCUUCUUCUUUUCCGUAAUAGCUCAUUUGAUUAAGCAAGACUACAUUGCGCUUCUCAAAAAAAGGAAAAAAGAGAAUGAUGAAGUUUGGCUAAAGCGAACAAAAAAACAAAUGGAGAAAGGAAAAGGGAACACAAAAACUAAUUACAUCAAUAAAAUGAUUCAUUAUGUAGUUAGUAAAAAUAUUUUCGAUAGUCACUUUAAUCAUUUAGAGGGUACUAUAUUUAGUGAAAAUAUAAAAUUAAAUGAAAAGAAUAAUACAUGUAAAAACAAUUCUUCAGAUGACGAAGAAUAUGAUAAAAAAAAUAAAAAAUUAAGAACCAUAAAAAAAGAAAAUAUGUAUUAUAAUACAGAAAAAGAUACAAUUCUAUGCUGUGAAAUAAGAAAUUAUUAUGAUGAAAACUUUCUAAAAAGUAUAUUUUUAUAUGUAAAAAAUUUGUUUGAAGAGUAUGAAAAAUUAUUAACACAAGAGAGUUACGAAACUAAGAUAAAUAAGAAUUACAUUUCUUGCUUCCUAACCCAAUGUGUAACAAUUUUGUUUAACAUAUGUUGUCUUAACUCAGAUUUAAUAAAUAAUUCGUAUGAUUUAAUCAGAAAUAUAAAAAGGAAAUUACCAAAUUAUAUGAAUACUUCUAUUGUUGUUUCAAUAGCUGAGUUUAUAUUAUUCUUUUCUUCCGAAGAACAAUUUGUUAACGUAUCAAAUUAUUUAUUUAUAUUUAUCUCAAAAGAAUACAAAAAUUAUUUAACAGCCAUAACUUUUUUUGAUUUUAUCAGGAAAAAUAUUAACAUACUUAAUAAGAGAAAAUUUUUUUUUAAAAAAUAUUGUUUUGUAAUUUUGAAAAUAUAUUUUUACCAUUACAGAAUAUUUAAUAAUGACUUAAUUUAUUUUUUGCCACAUUUAAUAUAUGAAAAUAAUUAUAAGGAUGUGUUUUCUUUUCUUUUGCAUGCUCCCCUUUUAUUAGAUAACGAAAAUGUGGAGAGAGCCGUAGGUGCGAAUCUAUUCAAAAAAACGAAUAAAAUAUUACAACUGCAUAACGGAUUCAAGGAGCCAUGUGAAGAAGGUAAGGAAAAAGUAUUAGUUCUGGAAUUAGACAAUCUUCAAUUUAUCAGGGAAGCAAAAUGUAAAAGAAAAGUCAUGGAUAUAGUGCAAAACAUGCAUAAAUAUUUUAAGAUUUAUUUUGAGGCUAUUUUAUCAAGCGAACAAGAAUGGAUAAUUGAAAUAACAAAAGUGAUAUUACAUAAAUUAAGAUGUUCAUAUAUUCUUGAAAUGUUAAAUAGGGAAAGUAUAAAAGAAAUAUUAAAAAGUUUAAAUGAUAUAAUUAAUAGUAAUUCAAGAAUACUGUUAAUUUUGAAAAAUGAAUUUAUAAAUUUGUUAAGAAAUGAAUCAAAUUAUUAUUUUUUAAUAAAUACAAAAGUACUGGAAAUGUUAGCACAAAAUAUUAAGCAUAUGAAUAUUAAUUAUGUUAAAAUUGAAGAUUAUUACAUAACAUUGAAUUCUUUAUUUUCAAAUGAAAAUUUUAAUCAAUUAAAAUUUUGGGUAUCUUUAAUUCAUGCUUUUACAAACAUAGCGUUAUAUUGCCACGAUCUGUCUAAUAACAUUCUAAAUACAUAUAAAAAUUUCAUUUCUCAAAAUAAUGUUACCUUAAUAAUAAAACAUGCUGUGAUUGAAAAUAUUAAUAUUAUAAAAAACGUAGCAUAUGCUAAAAAUGUAAGUUAA